Molecule: messenger RNA, 420 nt
Organism: Gordionus sp. m RMFG-2023
Lineage: Eukaryota; Metazoa; Nematomorpha; Gordioida; Chordodea; Parachordodidae
Exons: 3
Coding region: 3-341 (112 amino acids)
Molecular function (GO): protein dimerization activity
Source: RefSeq, a predicted model, not a curated record
ACAUGUAUAAUCUAUUAAAUACUUCUAAAAAUUUUAUCCAAUUUAAGGAAGUAUAUGAAAAAUAUGCGAGCACUUUAUCAAGUGGCAUAAGGACAAACAAAGAAAUAUCCCUGAGGGAGAGAAUAGCCAGGGAUAGGCUCAUGGGAACUGGGUCAUCAGAGGAGAUAGCUCAGAUAGAGGAUAUAACUGAAAUUCAAUAUUGGUGGGAAGGGAAUCAAUAUCGAUUUCCAGUUCUAUCAAAAAUAGCAAUGGACUAUCUCCCCCAGCAGGCUACAUCAGUAGCAUGUGAAAGGAUAUUUUCUAAAGCUAAUGAUAAAAUAACUAAAAAAGCAAUAGAAUGAAUCCAAAGAUGGUUCAAUCUAUGAUGGCACUUGAAUCAUGGAUAAAAAAUGGAAUCAUUUUUGAUUUUUUAGAAGAUAA